GGGCGCGCACAAAAGAGUUUUUUAAUAAUAAAUUUGUCCCAUUAUUUAGAAGUCGAAAGGUUGCUCGUUUAAUUGAAAAAUGGUUUUAUUUCAAAAACGUUCUACAGAUCUCCAAAAGACAGUUCCAUCGAUACUUACGAAGAGUUUAUCAGCUUCAAAAUUUUCUAAAUUAAAAAUACCGACUGAGGAUGAUAUUCAAAAAUUUAUUCAAUGCUUGGAAAACUCGCCACUUUCAGUACAUGACGAUAAUGAUCAGAAAAGCAUAACUUUUAACAAUUUAAUGCAAUUUCCUAAAACAAUUAUUUCCUUUCUCCAACCUGCAACAUUUUUUCUCGCACACUCAGAAUGGCCACCACGUUCAUUUUCGGACUUGCAAGUGCCAAUCGGGACAAUAAUUGAUUACAUUACAUUAAAGGCUUCUUAUGCUCGAAAUCGUAUUGCUAUGGCUAAAUAUGAUACGACAGGGAAUGGAACUUUAAGCAGAGAGGAAACUUUUGAGAUUUGCUAUAUAAAUACUGUCGAGUCUUUUUGUUUCUUUUUUCUUGAUCCAAAACAUUGGGGGAAAAUUAGAAUUACCGAUUUACUUGUCAGUGGUUUCUUGGAAACAGCUUUUGGACUUCAAAACAACUUUGAAGACUACGAAAAUUGGUUUGUUUUUUUAACAUUUAGAAUUAUUUCUUUUAAAGGUUUUCCCCUGAAAAAACUCAUGAAAUGAAUUCACUUUUC
Molecule: messenger RNA, 726 nt
Organism: Meloidogyne enterolobii
Lineage: Eukaryota; Metazoa; Nematoda; Chromadorea; Rhabditida; Meloidogynidae
Source: the annotation of a GenBank genome assembly